GAAGCACAUGCUUCGCUAUUCAGGCACUUUGUCUGUUCGUCUGUAAACUGUUUUACAGCUCGGCGUCGGUCGGUCCUCUCCAAACCAUGGACCCGAUGCGCGUCGGAUUUUCUUUGUAAUGUUUCGUGUUUCGCUAUUUGGGGUUGUUUGUUGACAACAGAUCGUCUAUAUUCCUGUUGGAAACUUUGAGGCACGGGUUGGACUGGCGCUGGCGAGUUCAUGUGGGAUUUUCUAACGGUUUCUCGGUGAUGGUCGUAUUUCAGGAAGUGGCUUAGAGGCUCCGUGCACCGUAUCAGCUGUUCUGCUGUAUAUUAUGGUCGCGCUGUCGUGACAUGAUGUUUGGACUGUCCGCUCACCCCAAGCCGGUCAACAUGGCAACCCGGCGAUGGACACACAAGUUGACAGCACUUCUUCACGUCAUUUUUCUGACAACUUGCUUCGGUGGCAGUCUUUCACUCCGCAUAACUAAGGACUCCACGGACCUCCCUGGUUCGGUCCCUCAUGGAGGCCCCGCCCCUCCACCUCAGCAGCCUAUCCAGCUGGUCGAGCCUCUGCUGCUGAUUGGAGGACAGCAGAAACCCAUCAGCCUCCUCACCUCACUGGGUCAUCCCUCGUCUCUGCAGGUCCUGUUGGAGGUGGAAGGCGAGCAGCUGCUUCUCCAACUGGAGAGGAACGAGGGCUUGUUCGCCAGUCACUACACAGAAACGCACUACCUUGAGGAUGGCAGCGCAGUCUCAGGCUCCUCCAACCUCACGACAAACUGCUACUACCAUGGGAAGGUGGAGGGUCACGCAUGGUCAGACGUCGGCCUCAGCACAUGCUCAGGACUCAGGGGACUGAUUACACUUGAAGAUACCACUUUCGUGCUGGAGCCAUCGGGGGACCUCCUCCACUCGUCCGUCCAUCGUGUCUACCGCGGAGAACACCUCAACCUGACCCUGGGCUCCUGUGGACACGGGACCAACAUCUCACACCCCUUCAGGAUGGACACACUCCGGGACACCAGCAACUCAAUACACAACCUCAGCACCAGGCACAGGAGAGAUGCCCAGAGCACCACCAAGUAUGUGGAGCUGAUAAUUGUAGCUGACAACCGCGAGUUUCAGAAACAAGGCAAAGACCUGGAGAAAGUCAAGCAGAGACUGGCAGAGAUUGGCAACUACGUGGACAAGUUCUACCGGCCCCUGAACAUCCGCGUGGCGCUGGUGGGUCUGGAGGUCUGGAGCGACUCGGACAAGUGUGCCGUGUCCCAGGACCCCUUCACCACGCUGCACGAGUUCCUGGACUGGAGGAAGCUCAAGCUGCUGCCCACAAGACCACACGACAACGCCCAGCUGGUCAGUGGCGUGUACUUCCAGGGCACCACCAUCGGCAUGGCACCCAUCAUGAGCAUGUGCACAGCUGAGCAGUCAGGUGGCAUCGUCAUGGAUCACUCUGAUAAUCCUCUGGGAGCAGCCGUCACGCUGGCCCACGAACUAGGACACAACUUCGGGAUGAACCACGACACGCCAGAGCGGGGGUGUGGAUGCCGGGCGACCGCCGACCGCGGAGGAUGCAUAAUGACCCCCUCCACAGGGUAUCCGUUUCCAACAGUGUUCAGCACGUGCAGCAAGAAGGACCUGGCGGCCAGCCUGGAGAAGGGCGUUGGGAUGUGUCUGUACAACAUGCCCGAGGUCAAGGUGCUGUACGGGGGACAGAAGUGCGGCAACGGAUACGUGGAGGAGGGAGAGGAGUGCGACUGUGGAGAGCUAGAGGAGUGUGUGAAUCCCUGCUGCAACGCCACCACCUGCAGCCUGAAGGGAGACGCCGUCUGUGCCCAUGGACAGUGCUGUGAAGGAUGCCAGCUAAAGCGUGCGGGUACUCCGUGUCGUCAGUCCGCUAACUCCUGUGACCUGCCAGAGUUCUGCACCGGUGCCAGUCCUCACUGCCCUGCCAACGUCUACCUGCACGACGGCCACGUCUGCCACAACGUAGACGGCUACUGCUACAACGGCAUCUGCCAAACCCACGAGCAGCAGUGCAUCACCCUGUGGGGCACAGGUGCCAAGGCAGCUCCAGGGAUCUGCUUUGAGAGGGUGAACUCGGCUGGGGACCCGUACGGGAACUGUGGAAAAGACGGCAAAGGAUCCUUCGCCAAAUGCGAGGCUCAAGAUGCCAAAUGUGGUAAAAUACAGUGCCAAGGGGGAGCCAACCGACCCGUGAUUGGCACCAACGCGGUUUCCAUAGAAACCAACAUCCCUCAGCAGGAAGGGGGACGCAUCCUGUGCCGCGGGACGCACGUCUACCUGGGGGACGACAUGCCCGACCCUGGACUGGUGCUCACGGGAACCAAAUGUGGAGACAGCAUGGUGAGCAGCACAUGCAGGAUAUGUGGAGACAGCAUGAUAUGCCUGAACCGGCAGUGCCAGAACGUCAGCGUGUUCGGCGUCCAUGAUUGUGUGGGAAAGUGCAGUGGGCGCGGGGUGUGUAACAACAACAAGAACUGCCACUGUGAGGCGCACUGGGCUCCUCCCCUCUGUGACAAGGCCGGCUUCGGAGGCAGUCUGGACAGCGGCCCGGUCAGACUCGUCGACCACGGGGCAGUGAUGGGUGGCCUGGUGGCCUUCCUGUGCCUGGUGGGGGUCGGGGUUUUCAUCUGUGUCAAGAGGAAGAAUCUCAGCCUGAUCUUCGCCAAUAAGAAGAGCACCAUCGAGAAGCUGAGGUCUGUGGGGCCGAACCGGGGGUCCAGUCAACCUCAUCGACCUCCAGUGUGCCGCUUAUCUCCUCCACGGCCAGACCCAGCCAAACCUUACAGUGGCAGCAUAUACAAGCCUCCCCACCUGUGUCCUCCAGAGGUUGUGGUGCCACCUCAAAGUUUGCGUCCGCUGCCCCAGUGCCCCUCCCCCAUGCAGCGCCACCUGAGCCAUCAUGCCCAUCAUGCUGUGCCCGUGCCUGGGGGGCCCGGGGGGCCUGGGGGGCCCGUGGGGCUGCCCCUCUCCUCCUCCUCCUCCUCCUCCUCCCCACCGCUGCCUCCCCCUCACCGGGGGGCUCCUCACCUGCCGCAUCACCCCCAACACCUCCAGGUGCCUCCGCGUGGAGCCUCCUUCCUUAGCGGCCCGCAGCGACACAACUGCAGAAUAGCCAUGGAAAUGGAGAAGCCCAGUCCUCCCCGGAAGCCACUGCCUGCCGACCCCGUCUGCCGGACAACGACGACCCGUCUGCACAGCGCCUCCAACGCCCACAUGCCCCCCGUGUCACUCCAGCGCGGACCCUCCAACGCCCACAGACCCACGCCACUCCCACUUCCCGUCAGAGGGCCGCCAUCCACAUCCACCGGCCUCCACAGACCAGUUCCUCCCCUCCCUCACCCCACCAGACCUCUUCCGCAGCAGCCUCCGACCCGGCCUAAACCUCACAUCAUCAGUGGUGGUGGAGUAGGAAAAUACAGCUGAGAACAAUCCCCUACACAGUCUCACCCCAAGUAGUCAAUUUUUGACUACUCAAUUUUUGACACCCCAAGACUGCAAUUUUUGACGUCUUGGGUAUUCCUUCCACGUCACAUUUUGACUAUGUCCUCACAGGCGCCCCCUUGUGGCAGCAUUACGUCAUUGAGGUUAGGUUUAGGAAUAGGUUUAGGGUUAGGCCACAUAGUCAAAAUGUGACGUGGAAGGAAUACCCAAGACGUCAAAAAUUGCCGUCUGGUCCAAGGUAGUCAGAAAUUGACUACUUGGGGUGAGACUGCGUUGCAAUCCCACCCGGCCUAAGCCUCACACCAUCAAGUACAUCUGAGGCCAUGGACACAAGGGAUGGAGAGAUGGACAGCCUAAGUCUCACGUCAUCAGUAGAGGUGGAGUAGGGAAAUAUAUUGCUGAGGACAUCUGGACACAAAGGACAGAUGGACGGAUAAACGGAUGGAUGGAUAGACGGAUAAACGGAUGGAUGGAUGGAUGGAUGGAUGCCCUGAAGGGACAAAAAGACUUAUUUUUGCACUAUAAAACCUUCUGCCCUUGAUAGACAUGUGGUGUGUCUACAAAGUCCUUAAACUCUGGGGCGAAGAGGCCCAUCACCUGGUGCUCUAAUAGGUCCUCGAUACGCUUGCUGCGACCGACCGACCGACGGCACAUACUUGUACUUGCUUUAAAAGCAGUAGACCAACACACACAAUACCGGCGGUGUCAUCCAGGGGGCAGAGGAAGAGAGAGAGAGCAGCAUAUCGAUGCGGAAAUUGGGAACAGAGACUGUAAGGAAAACAAAACAAAAAGAAGGACUCCCCGGACGAGGAGGCGAUACUGCUACUGCUCCUACAUUUGCACGCUCCUCUUUCAAAGUGCAACGGUGAAGUACCGGUAUGAUCGCACAAAUGUUUGUUAUUUCGGACAAGCCUCAAUGAGACGCUCUUGAAAAGUUGUCACCAUCACCGUUUUCACCGGAAACACUUGCAUGGAACUGUGCAAUCUUUCUUACGAUCGCCCCCAGCGAUUUUGAAGAUAUCGCACGGAACUUACGCGUAGCCUAUAGAUGCGGUGUCUAACGUGCGAAAUUGGCAUGAAACACACAAAUUGUGCCCCCGCAUGAGUAUCCUGCAGCAAGCGUAUCGAGGGCCUUAUCUCCGAACGGUGCUAUGAGUACACACUCAGGUACAUUGUAGACUUAUUUAUGUCAUGUAUUUAUUUCAGCACAGUGCACUGUGGUCGACACUUUUUUUAUUAAAUCGUAGCGUUUGUGUUUUAUUUCAAAGGAAAACUCUCCUACAUUUCUACGUCUCUUUGAUUACAUAAUAUUGUCUGUACUGUUUGUUUUUUUUAAUCAGAGAAGACAUUAGUGUUCUCGUUUGUGGAUCAUCUGAAGAGGCACUGGUGAUGAAGAAGUUUGGAUAGAGUUAACUGGAUUUGAAAUGAAGGGAACCUUGCAGCUUAAUGUGGAAUAAUCACUACAGGAAUUGGGAGAUGAGAUCAUGGAGAGACAACAGCAAUGAGGUGCUACUUUAACUGCUCACAGAUUCGAAAAUACAGUUGUCGAAAUUACAGAAUCGUACUUGACAUCUCCUGAGUCUCCAAACAUACUAUGUAGUACUUACUGUACUUGACAUCUCCUGAGGACCUCUGCAUACAUAGUACUGUACUUGACAUCUCCUGUGAGUCUCCGUACAUACUACAAAGUAUAUCGUACUGUACUUGACAUCAGUGAGUUUCCGUACUAUGUAGUACUGUACUUGACAUCUCCUGAGAGUCUCAGCGAGAGCGAUAGAAGAGCAGAAGCAGCAGAGCUUUCAUACUGUACAUCUGUGAAUUGGUGUGGUGUCAACAACGGCGUCUUAGUUGAGUUUUACAGUAGGCCAAGUGGGAGUUGAUUGAUUGCACUGAGGUGCAUUACAAGUUGCCCUCGUAGACUUGAGGGCUAUACUGUACUGAGAAGCUGGCUUAGGAGUAAACCAGGUUAAGGUAAGAGGCAAAUCACCUAAUAGAAGGACCUGAACCAGGUUAAGUUACGAGGUAAAUCAUCUAAUAGAAGGACCUAAACCAGGUUAAGUUAAGAGGUAAAUCAUCUAAUAGAAGGACCUAAACCAGGUUAAGUUAAGAGGUAAAUCAUCUAAUAGAAGGACCUAAACCAGGUUAAGUUAAGAGGUAAAUCAUCUAAUAGAAGAGCCUGGAGUCCUUAUUUUCUUAAGAAAACCAGGUUAACCAGGGUAAUGUAAGAGGUAAAUCAUCUAAUACAAGGGCCUCAAUGGAAAAGCAUAAUAGGGCCCUUUUAACCUAAACUGGUUCUCACAUUGUUACCAACCAUCUGGAACAUUGUGAAUCGCUUAGCUCUGGAAAGGCAUGGGUGUGUUCGAAACAGCUCAAACCUGAUUGGAGAAUUCACACGUGUCUUUUUGAAUCACGUACUACUUCAAUCACUGACUUUAUAAAUACCCCGCCCCGUGAUUCUGAUUGGACAGGUUGUGAAAUUUCUGAUUCCGUUCGGGCUCGUCUAAGAUUUCCAGACCCUCGUGCGAGCUCACGAAGUUGAGCGGAAAUGCAUGAAGGGUCUGCGUUAGAGCCCGGCUAACCUUUAACCUGGUGUACCCCUGAAGGUAAAUCAUCUAAUAAAAGAGCCUCAAUGGAAAAGCAUAAGAGACCCCCUUUAACCUGGUUUA
Messenger RNA from Engraulis encrasicolus (European anchovy), 6115 nucleotides. RefSeq names its product disintegrin and metalloproteinase domain-containing protein 12-like. NCBI's taxonomy places the organism in Eukaryota, Metazoa, Chordata, Actinopteri, Clupeiformes, Engraulidae. Bases 333 to 3431 code for a protein of 1032 amino acids. The transcript is spliced from 23 exons. Gene Ontology annotation, molecular function: metalloendopeptidase activity. Gene Ontology annotation, biological process: proteolysis. The record is from RefSeq and is a predicted model, not a curated record.